This is a messenger RNA of Westerdykella ornata, 3693 nucleotides long. RefSeq names its product DNase I-like protein. Bases 1 to 3693 code for a protein of 1230 amino acids. Gene Ontology annotation, biological process: phosphatidylinositol dephosphorylation. The transcript has 3 exons. Lineage: Eukaryota; Fungi; Ascomycota; Dothideomycetes; Pleosporales; Sporormiaceae. Gene Ontology annotation, molecular function: phosphatidylinositol-4,5-bisphosphate 5-phosphatase activity; protein binding. The record is from RefSeq and is a predicted model, not a curated record.
AUGGACGCCAAUACUGAUGGGAGCACCGAUGCUUCUUCCAUCAAACCAGUGUCCUCCCUCCGGAGUCACUUUGAGAACAUGCUUGGGUCUAAUAACAAGCCGUCCGCCCCGCCUACACCAAGAGUUCCUACGCCUAAGACCCCCGAACGAUUGGGUGUACCAGAAAACCCGAGAAGAGCUGAUGGGAGAAUAUCGCUAGAUAUCCCAAGGGAGACCUCGGGAGCGGUGUCGACCUCGAAUCUAACGGAAGGAGGUGCAAAUGGUUCAACUACGCCGCGGGGACGAGCUGAUUUACGCCCACCCUGGGUUACUCCCAAAGCAAGGCCUUCCUCGAUGAUGAGCUUCGGAGCAGCACGGUCGCAAACCAGGUCACCUCCCAAGUUGACGAUACAUUCGCCGCGCUCUCCGCCAAAGUCUGCUGAGCGGCCCAUUCAUUCCCCUCUACCCUCGCGGGCUUAUUCGCAUGCUGUCCUGGAUUCUCCAGCUGUCCAAAGCCCCAGCAUCAUCCUGGGAAAGCCGUUCGUUCCUAGUAGAAACGGAACGCCUUCCUCUGAGUCGAGACAGGCUCCCCCCAUACCAGUUGCUUCGAAGCCUUCACCGCAUGGAGAUCCGGACAAAAAUACGACAUCCGUUGCUCCCACAUCACCCAUACCUCCACCGGUAAAUCGCGCAGGAAAGCCGAAGAUAUCGGGUACCACGAAAGUAAACCCACCGGACUCUCCUAUCCGAAAAUCGUUACCGCCAGACUCCCGUACCGAAGCCUCGGAUAUCGGCGUUUCGCCAUUCGAUACGCCUCCUAGCCGUGGAACAGGCAGCGUAAGGGGGAGUAUGUCACCUCGAAACAUAGCAGAGACCGAAAUGGGCGCGACCCAGAGAAUCAGCUCAAGAGAUAGCUACCUUCCUCCUCGCCCAAACUCCCGUGCCGUUGCCGAGAGGACAAUGGCUCUAGAUUCUCGCCUCGGCUUCCAACCACAGAAAAGGUCACAAGUGACAUUGAACAGAGGGCACAGCGACCUAGCGGAAGAUAAGCCCGGCCUUCCUCCAAGAAGAGACGAGGGUUGGUUAAGGAAGAGUAUGGUGUUGCCGAGAGCUGCUCCGAUUGAGCCGCCCGUGAGACAUUCGAUGGAUACCGUACGACCUCCGCUGUCAGUGUCAGAGACAAACAACCGAUUCAAGCCACCUCCGAGGCGAACGCAAACUUUGGAUUUGCCAGAGAGGACCAGCGCCCGCUCUCUGGAACCCCCGAGACCACCCCCGCCGCGUAACUCUGGAGAGAUGAAACGACCGUCGCAUUCGAAUAUCAAGGCUUCUCCACGUAGUUCCGGAGAAUUUCCACGACCGACAACGAGGACUCCUCCACGAAGCUCCGGAGAGACGGGCAGCCAGAAGAUUCAAUCCGCACGUACCUCUGGAGAUCUGAGGACCUAUGAUUCCGACGAUGCAGACGUCCCUCUUGACAAGUCCGCACCAAUAUUGACCGAUUACCCUGAUUCAUCUGAAGCAAACCGCAGACCACCAAUCUUCAGGGAAGGCCCGCGAGAGAUCCCCACCAAGUAUGACACGAAACUUUUUGCCAUUUGCGGAGAGUACAUAUGCACAAGUGGCUACGUGACCAGGGUAUGGAGCCUUCUGAACGGAGAGAUGCUGAUGAGCCUAAGUCAUGGGGAUACCGUCAAAGCUACAGCAAUAUGUUUCAGACCCGCCACCGAUGUCGAGAACGAAGGGAAACGACUAUGGGUUGGCACAAAUCUUGGCGAGAUGCACGAAAUCGAUAUUCCAACACAAAGCGUAGUAUACACAAAAUCCAAGGCGCACCGGUCGCCCCUUACCAAGAUAUUCCGGUAUGCAUCGGAGAUGUGGUCACUGGAUGAGGAGGGUGUGUUACAUAUCUGGCAACCCGACGAAAGCGGAUCGCCAACUCUGCACCCAACUCCCUUCACGUAUCGUGUGCCUAGGGGGCAUUCGUUCUCGAUGAUUGCUGGGUCUCAGCUCUGGGUUGCUUACGGCAAGGAGAUCCGAGUUUAUCAACGCAGCAGUGAUAAUAGGUUCUUCCAAGAGGCGACGACAAAUGCACUGUCGCAACCCAAUGCUGGCGACGUCACGUCGGGGGCGAUUCUCAGCAGCCAACCCGAUCGCAUAUACUUUGGCCACGUUGACGGUAAGGUCUCGAUUUAUGCCAAGAGGGGGUUCGCAUGCCUCGGUGUGGUUAAUGUCAGUCUAUACAAGAUCAGCUCGUUGGUGGGCGUUGGAGACUACAUCUGGGCUGGCUACAUCACUGGAAUGAUAUACGUAUACGACACGAGGAGUACGCCUUGGAAAGUCAUGAAAGACUGGAAGGGGCACGAGAAUUCCAUCGCAGGCAUUCUAGCGGACCGGACCAGCAUGUGGAAGCUGAACAGGCUGCAGGUUGCCUCGUUGGGCACAGACAAUAUGUUGUGCAUAUGGGAUGGGAUGUUGAGGGAUGACUGGCUGGAGACGCAGAUGCACCAGAAAGACGUCGAGUAUUGUGAUUUUAGGGAAAUCUCGGCAACCGUCAUGACGUGGAACGCCGGUGCAGCGAAACCAAAGGCACUAAGACACGAUAACCAGGACGAGAACUUCUUCCGGGACUUGCUACAGCCUCAGGACCCUUCGGACGUCUUGGUUUUCGGUUUUCAAGAGCUUGUUGACCUGGAAGACAAGAAAGUCACUGCCAAGAGCUUCUUCAAGAAGAAGAAGAAGAACGCCACGAGUCCCCAUGAGCACAUGAGCCACCAGUAUCGAGCAUGGCGGGACUAUCUCCAACGCAUCAUCUCAGAAUACCUUCCCAGCGAGCGAUAUACCUUGCUGCACACGGCGGAGCUUGUUGGCCUCUUCACGUGCAUCUUCGUCAAGGACUCGGAAAUGUCCAGGAUACGAGACGUCUCGGCCGCUCAAGUGAAACUGGGGAUGGGCGGUCUGCAUGGAAACAAGGGCGCCCUCAUCGUGCGCUUUUUCAUGGACGACUCGUCGGUUUGCUUCAUCAACUGUCAUCUGGCGGCAGGGCAAACGCAGACGAUGCACCGGAACAACGACGUCGCCACAAUCAUGGAGGCAUCUGCCUUACCUCCCAACCGCUCGCCUUCCGACUGUGCUGCCUUCUUCGUGGGCGGCGGAGAUGGCUCGAUGAUCCUCGAUCACGAAAUCUGCAUCCUGAACGGCGAUCUGAACUACCGCAUUGACGCCAUGCCACGCAACACGGUCAUCGACGCCGUCAACCAAGGGAACCUGAAGAAGCUGCUUGAACGGGAUCAGCUGCUCGUGAGCAAGAAGCGGAAUCCCGGGUUCCGACUUCGAGCCUUUCAUGAGGCGCCCAUCACCUUUGCGCCUACGUACAAAUACGAUGUGGGGACCGACACGUACGACACUUCGGAGAAGAAGCGCUCUCCUGCGUGGUGCGACCGCCUGCUGUACAGGGGCGUGGGUAGGAUCAAACAAAUCGAUUACCGCAGGCACGAUGGCGUGAGGGUUUCGGAUCACAGGCCAGUCUCUGGCAGGUUCAAGAUCAGGGUCAAGACUAUUAAUACGAAGAGGCAGAUGGCGACGAGGGAGAGGUGUGAGGCCGAGUUUGAGCAGGUCAAGCAGAGGGUUGCGAAGGAUAUCAAGCAUGACUACCUCUGCAAUGUGUUCGGUCUGAGUCCUAAAGAAGCCGAACAGUUGCUCAAGAAGGGAUAG